Moneuplotes crassus is the source of this 1198-nucleotide messenger RNA. Lineage: Eukaryota; Ciliophora; Spirotrichea; Euplotida; Euplotidae. The record is from the annotation of a GenBank genome assembly.
UGAAAUUUUAAUAUUUUACCUAAGGAAAACUUUACUUUUUAUGUCAUUUGAGGAAGGAUACGAAAUAAGAGUGUGUACCAAAUACAGACUAACCCACAGACUUGGAUCUGGGGCAUUUGGUAUUGUGUACCUUGCAGAAGAUACUUCUAACGACCAUCAAAGAGUUGCAGUUAAAAUGGAAUCUCUGAAAUGAAAGCACCCUCAAUUACUCGGAGAAGCAAGGAUUCUUCAAAAUUUAUCAGGAAAAGAACGUUUUCCCUCUUUUAAGUGGUAUGGUCAGGAAGGUGACUAUAAUGUCUGAAUUAUGAAUCUUCUUGGCCCAAGUUUGGAAGAUCUUUUCCUAUAUUGUGACAAGAAGUUUACCCUUAAAACGUGACUGAUGUUGAUAGACCAAGGAAUUCAAUGCCUUGAGAAGUUACACGAAAAUGAUAUCAUUCAUCGUGAUAUCAAGCCUGAGAAUUUCUGUAUCGGUAUUGAAGAGAAAUGCGAGUCUUUACAUAUUAUUGACUUUGGUCUGUCCAAAUAUUAUCGGGAUUCCGUCACAAAAACUCAUUCGGAGUAUUGUGAAGGAAGAGGCAUGAUCGGAACUCCUCGGUAUUGAUCUAUCAACGCUCACCUUGGGAACCAACUCAGCCGACGAGAUGACCUAGAAUCCCUUGGAUACGUGAUAAUUUAUAUGCUUACUGGGACACUCCCAUGGAAAGGCAUGAAAGCUCGCUCAAAAUAAAGAAAAGAACAAGGCUAUAUUAAGCGAAAAGCAGGAUUCUAUCCGAACUGGAAGACUCUUCGAAGAACUCCCAAGAGAAUUUAAGGAGUACUUUGACUACGUGCUAAAUCUUAAGUACGACGAAACUCCUAACUACAACAAAAUGAGAAGGAUUAUGAAAGAGUUAUUCUUAGAUAAAGGAUUUGAUUACAACUUUGAUUGGGUAGUUUCAGAUCUCGAUAGUAAUAAAGACAUGGAAGAAGACUACACUAAAGAAAGCUCUCUCCAGAACAACAAGGGCAAAGAUCCUGCUACUCCAUGUAGCAACAACACUUUCUCCUCUUCCGAGGCUGGAGACUUCUAAAUCCCUUCCUCCUCCCUAUCAAAAAGUCCUCGGGCUUGCUCCUGUCAGACUAGUGACGUAAUUUGGCACCUAUUCUAGCCCUUGGAGAACCUAAUGGAAAUAUUUUAAGCCAGAGAUAUCAAUUUAUU